AUGAGCUUCGAUUUGCAGUUAAUGGGGUCGUUGGCCACCCGAGUUGGAACGAACUAUGCCGCCACUGACGCUGAACUAGCAGAGAUUAAGAGGCUGCUGAAGGAUCCCCAAACAAAAUCCAAGCAGCUGGAAGAGGAUAUUGCCUUGAGCGAAGCUAGAUUGAAGAACUUACGGGAGCAGAAAGACGCACUUGAUGAAAGUAUGCACAGCUACCGCGCUCUCCUCUCCCCAAUCCGGCGCCUUCCUCGAGACCUACUGCAGGAGAUGUUCCUGGCAUGUCUUCCGCACGAACGCAAUCCAAGCAUGAGCACCGACGAGCCCCCGGUGCUCCUGACACACGUCUCGAGGCAGUGGCGGCACGUUGCGCUUCACACACCGCGUCUCUGGGCCGCCAUUCAUAUCCCCGUUCCUUCGAUCCCACGAAAUCACCUGGGAGAGCCGUUGAGUGACGAGUAUUCGAGGAGGGUGGCAGAUAUCAUGGAGCAGCGGAUGUGCAUAGCUAGCGAGUGGUUUGAGCGGAGUGGUGUCUGCCCGCUCAGCAUUUCGCUCCACGAAUGGAACGCGCAUUGGGCGAGCGAUGUGUUCGCGACGGUGGCCAAACGCUGCUUAAUCCCUUUCUGCCGUCGAUGGAAAGAUAUUUCGCUGACGACAUGUGCUUCUUCGAUUCGCCCAAUCCAGGAACUCAGCGCCGCCGAUACGCCGCUGCUCGAAUCUCUACGUCUUCAUCUUACAACAAUCAUGGUCCCACCGCCGACAGAAGAUAUACAUGCCCCCUGGAAACAUGGAAGCAUCCUGCAAAGCUUGCGCCUGACCCAAUUCCAGAUUUCUGCUAAAGAUCGCGACAUACCCUACAGUCAAGUACACUGGGGACUACUAACAACCCUCGUCAUCGAGGGGAACAGAUGGGCCGUAUCGAUGUAUCCCGAUCUAGCCGCGAUAAAGAAUGUUCUCCGUCAAUGCACCGCCCUCAUUGAAUGCACAGUACAGACCAGCGCUGGUGUUAUGUACUCUCCAGAAGGCGACGAUGAGAUGCAGGAGUCCCCCAUCAUCCUUCCGCAUCUUAAAGCCUUAACACUUGAAGAAAAAUACGACGCGAGUUUCUUAUGGCAAUUGCAUGCUCCCUCCCUCCACCAGAUCACCUAUUCCAGAACCCCCAGUGUUGAACCAACUUCACCCUCCCCUCUCCUCAGUUUUCUCACCUCGCACCCCGAUGUUGAGAUUCAAAGGCUUCACACUAGCAGUGGGAGCAUGUUGGCCGACGAGUUCCUCACAUGCUUGAAAUGCUGCCCGUUGUUGCACACCCUCCACAUCAAGACCGGCAAGUACAUGACGCCAAUGGCGUCCCCGAUGAUGCCAACUAUCGCACAGCACUUGGGCCAGAUUGGGUUGAAUGACAGCCUGCUCAUUGCUUUCGCUCCUGCGAGUGUCGACAUCGAAGACGUCCUAUGCCCUAAGCUCGAAGACGUGGAGUUUAUGAUGGACAGCAAAUUCAGCGAGGAAGCCGUGUUGGAUUUCAUUCGGAGAAAGCAGAAUGGGGAGGACAAACAUUUAAGCAAGCUUCGAAGGGUAAAGUUUCACUUUUCGAGGAAGAAGCCUUUCGACAAGAAUAUCGAGGCGGAUGUGAAGCCAUUCGUCGAGGAGGGUCUGCAGGCAGAACUGCUGUACGAUCGUCCAUUUAUGAAGGGUCCAUUCUCGCUCUAUGAUGGUCUGCCGACGAUCUACCCACAAUUUCCAUCAUUGCCAGGUUUUCACUCGGGAUAA
Messenger RNA from Cyclocybe aegerita, 1761 nucleotides. Lineage: Eukaryota; Fungi; Basidiomycota; Agaricomycetes; Agaricales; Hemipholiotaceae. The record is from the annotation of a GenBank genome assembly.